GAUAACCAGUAGAGUUAUAAAAUGAGUACGAUUUUAUGGAGUUUUUAACGAUUGCAUUUUACCUAAAAAUGUUGGUUGUCAUUUAGAAAAUAAUUUAAGUAAACAUUUAUUUUGUUAUACUCAUUACAAAUACUUUAAUAUUCUUAAGUUAAAAAACUCUUAUCAAACUUUGUUUAUACGUUGUUUUUGUAAUUUAUGAUGAUUAUCGUUUGUAAUUAUUUGCGCCGGCUGAGUACUAUUUGUAACUACCAUUUGAUGUUUACUAGAACUAUGUUUAUUCGAUCUAUUGACAAAUCAAAAAGUAAAAAUUGGUCGCAACAACAACCAUAUAAUAAGUUCUUUGUCUUAGACUUUGAAGCUACUUGUGAUGAUAAAGCACAUUUAUUAAAACCACAGGAAAUAAUUGAAUUCCCAUGUAUAUUAGUAGAAUUUUCAACAGUUUCAAGAAACUUUGAAGUAUUAUCAUAUUUUCAUUCAUAUGUUAAACCAAUUAUUCAUACAGAGUUGACUGAAUAUUGUUCUCAACUAACUGGAAUUACUCAGGAUAUGAUAUGUAAUAGUCCACUAUUUGAUGAAGUUUUCCAAAAUUUUUGUAAGUGGUAUAUAAAUCAAGUCAAUGAUGAAGAUAAGUCUAUUAUUGUUACUUCAGGCAAUUGGGAUUUAGGUAAUAUAUUUGUAGAACAAUGUAAACUAUUUCCUUCAACAGUGAAAAUUCCAGAGUUUAUGUGCACUUGGAUAAAUAUAAAAAAGUUAUUUGCUCUGACCAUUGGACAGUAUCCCUUUGGUAUACAAAAUAUGCUGAAGACUGCUAAUUUAAAACAAAUGGGGAGCAUACACAAUGGAAUGGUAGGUAAAUGGCCAGAACAUGUGGGGAUAUUAGCUUUAGAGUUAAUUGUACCAUCCAGAUAUGUGAAUCAGAUUGAUCUCGAAUUACAUGAUGGUGUAUCCAAAGGAAAAUAUACGAUUGGUUUGGGCCAAGAGCGUAUGGCAUUUUGUUCAGACCGUGAGGAUGUAGUUUCGUUGUGUCUGACCGCAGUCAGUUCUUUGAUGCUCCGUACACAAACAAGCUAUUCUGAUAUUGGACGGCUUGAAGUGGGAACCGAAACACUGGUAGACAAAUCCAAAAGUAUUAAAUCGAUGUUAAUGCGCUUAUUCAAAAAUUCUAACAAUAAUAAUGUCGAAGGAGUUGAUUCGACAAAUGCAUGUUACGGAGGAACUGCAGCUCUGUUCAACUCGGUAGCUUGGUUGGAAUCCAGUGCUUGGGAUGGAAGGUUGGCCAUCGUUGUAGCUGCAGACGUUGCAACAUAUGCUCAAGGUGGGGCGAGGCCAACAGGUGGGGCAGGUGCCGUGGCCAUGUUAAUAGGGCCUAAUGCACCCUUAGUAUUGGACAGAGGAUUAAGAGCUUCGCAUAUGGAUGAUACGUACGACUUUUACAAAGGAAAUAUGCAUACAAAUUACCCAUUAGUGGAUGGUAAAUUGUCAGUCCAAUGUUAUUUUGAGGCGCUAUACAAUUGUUAUUGUCUAUAUCGCAAAAAGUUUUUAAACAAGUUUGCAAAUGACAAUGAAACCAAUACAAGUAGUAAAAGUGUGUUGCAACAUUUUGAUGCAAUCAUAUUUCAUUCACCAUACGGAAAACUCGUAAGAAAAGCAUUUACUUGGUUAACACUUCAUGAUUUGCAAAUAGAUGCUAAUUUCUACAAAAAAAAUUCUAAUUUAUUAAAAUACAAACUCACAGAUAUUAAUGUUGAUCUAUUAUCUGAUCCCGAUGUCUUAAAAGAUACAGAACAAUUAUUUAAAAAACUUACAGAACCAACCCAAAAGUUACCUAGAAAUAUAGGAAAUAUGUACACAGCUAGUGUUUUUGGUGGGCUCAUUUCAUAUUUGAUCAGUAAACCAGCUUAUGAAAUGGGUGGACAACGAAUAGCAAUGUUUUCUUUUGGUUCUGGUAUGUGUUCUUCAUUUUAUUCAAUCAAUAUUCGUUCAGGAGAAAAAUUGGACACUCUUAUUAGUCAUUUAGUACCACAUGUUGCAGAAAAAUUAGAAAAAAGACAUUGCACAUCACCAGCUGAAUUUGAAAAUAUACUUAAAAUACGUGAAUUAACUUAUAACAAAGCACCGUUUGAACCAACCACAAAUAUUGAAGAUUUGUUUCCUGGUUCUUGGUAUUUGACAUAUAUUGAUAGCAUGUUUAGAAGAUACUACUCACAAUAAUAAAUUACAUGAAUUAAAUAAUACAA
Sipha flava (yellow sugarcane aphid) is the source of this 2237-nucleotide messenger RNA. RefSeq names its product hydroxymethylglutaryl-CoA synthase 1-like. Bases 196 to 2211 code for a protein of 671 amino acids. NCBI's taxonomy places the organism in Eukaryota, Metazoa, Arthropoda, Insecta, Hemiptera, Aphididae. Gene Ontology annotation, biological process: acetyl-CoA metabolic process. The record is from RefSeq and is a predicted model, not a curated record. Gene Ontology annotation, molecular function: hydroxymethylglutaryl-CoA synthase activity; nucleic acid binding; 3'-5'-RNA exonuclease activity. The transcript has 12 exons.